Thermothelomyces thermophilus ATCC 42464 is the source of this 600-nucleotide messenger RNA. RefSeq lists its product as uncharacterized. The record is from RefSeq and is a predicted model, not a curated record. The coding region runs from base 1 to 600 and encodes 199 amino acids. Lineage: Eukaryota; Fungi; Ascomycota; Sordariomycetes; Sordariales; Chaetomiaceae. The transcript has 10 exons. Gene Ontology annotation, cellular component: nucleolus; small-subunit processome.
AUGGGCGUCGCCAAAAGGACGAGAAAAUUCGCGACGGCACGUGACCUUCAUGUGAAGCGCAUGAUUGGGAAGAGGGAUGACCGCCGUAAAGAAGAAGCCCUCAAGAAAGCCGAGCAGGAAAGGAAAAAGAAGGAGAAGGAGGCCGUGCGGGAAGUACCUCAGAUGCCGUCCUCAAUGUUCUUUGAGCACAACACUGCUCUGGUUCCUCCCUACCAAAUCCUAGUGGAUACAAACUUUCUUUCGAGAACAGUGGGCGCAAAACUUCCACUUCUGGAGUCGGCCAUGGAUUGUCUCUACGCUUCAUGCAACAUCAUCAUCACAUCUUGUGUCAUGGCUGAGUUAGAGAAGCUGGGACCAAGAUACCGUGUAGCACUGAUGAUCGCUCGUGAUGAGAGGUGGACUCGCUUGACCUGCGAUCACAAAGGCACAUAUGCAGACGAUUGUAUUGUCGACCGCAUACAAAAGCAUCGUAUCUAUAUCGUUGCCACAAAUGAUCGAGAUCUCAAGAGGCGGAUCCGUAAGGUCCCGGGUGUCCCGAUCAUGUCCGUACAGAAGGGAAAAUAUGCCAUUGAGAGGCUGCCGGGCGCCCCGGCCACUUGA